GGGCGAAAGGGCGAUCGAGGGAAAGAAAAGAAGAAAAAAAAAGAAAGAAAAAAGUUCCUGGUAACAGAGUGGUGAGUGAGAGGGACGUGAGAGAUUCCUCUGAGGCUUGACUUCUCCGCUCAGGGAACACCCAUCACAAACUCUGAGACGAACACGACAGCUGAUCCCCCCGGUGUUACCCGGAUCACAUUCACAGCUCGGCGGACUGGAGCAGCCACUUUCAUCCUGACGUGCCACUUUGGGAGAAGUGUUUGCGACAACAGCAACAACAGGUAUGAGCUGCGUACUACCAGUUCCAGUCUAAUGAGAAUUUCAUGAUUUGCUAACUAUCGACUUUCAUCGUGAGCAAGGGACUUCCGUGGAAUACGUUUCAGCCAUGAGCGGGAAAGGUUGUCAGCUCCUGGUGUCCCCCUGCAAUGCAUCCCCAUCCCUGAGCAUGAUCAGAGGACACCAGUCGCAGUCCAUCAGGAUUCCCGUGUCCCCCGCGCCGCGGGCCAAUCUCAGUCCCUCCUCGGGAGUGGAGAAAGGCAAAAAAGGAGCCAUUCAGUGCAGAGGCCAGGUUGUGCUGCCAACCCUGAGCCUCCGCAGGCGGGUGCUGAUUAAUGGGAAACCUCUAAACCUGCCGACUGCAUCCCCACAACAGCAAGUAGCCGCUCAUCAUCCUCCGACCACAACGGUGACUAACAUCCUUCAGACAGACCUCUGCUCCUCAAACAACAGCUUCAAAGCAGGUUGCCCCGUGUCUCGGCCCACCAUGGAAGUAUUUGGUCAACCAGCUGCUGCUUACCUGACAGUGACCAGUAGUCCAAUGACUGUUGUCACAGGCCAAACAUACACUGCAGGUCUUGCAGUGCCUCCUCCUCCUCCAUCUCAUUUACAUGGUGUAAAUAUUCCCCACACUGAUGCCAGAUCCUUACUGUCCAGAGAAUCCCUGGCAUCCACCACCCUCAGUCUGUUUGAAACACAGUCAGUGUUUAGUGGAAAACAUGACUGGCCAUAUGGCUACCGUGUGCUUCCUCCACUGGGACCACCUCAGUGCUCCACCCAGGCCAGCGAAGGAGGUGAGCAGCUGAGCGCUUCACCAGGCACAGCCAUGUCCGGCACAACCAUGUCAGGUGGCACGAGCCACUCUGCCUCCCUGCCUUCUUACCUGUUUGCAGGUGAGGCAGGAAGCCCCAGGGCGUCUCGUGCUAAGAAAAGAGCCCUCUCCAUGUCGCCUUUGUCAGAUGUCAUGGGCACGGAUUUCAACUCGAUCAUACGCACCUCGCCUACCUCACUUGUGGCUUAUAUCAAUGGGUCCCGCAGCUCUCCAGCCUCCCGUUCCACACUCUCACCUGUCCAGUCGGAGGGUUAUGGUCACUUCCUGGGUGUGAGAGGGCGCUGUAUCCCCCAUGUCCACCCUUACAGCAUGCCAGGCUCAUCGAGGGCUUUGGUCCCACAGACAGAUUGCGGCCUCAUGCAGGUGCUUGAAGAGGGCGGGGUCCUGGAGAGCCAGAUGGCGAAUAUGGUGGUGGAGCAGCAGUGCCUCCCAGAGGAAGGAGGGGCGCUGGAGAAGACUUCAGAGACCCGCAGCCAAACCGCCAACAACCUGCCAACACCUUUACAGUUACAGCCAGCUCUGUUGACUACAGUCCACGAGGCUGCUACUCCACAGGGGCCUCCACCACCCUACCACUCCCACCAACACAUUCACCUCUCCAGGCGUCACUGCAAGAUGAAGUCUUUAUCUCAGGACCCUCUCACACAGGCUUCCAUGCUUCCCCCAAGACAUGGGGUGAGCUUUUUACCCCAGAUACCAAUGCUGGAAGAAGAAGAAGGAGAGCUGGAGGACUAUGGGGCCCACUGCUGCAAGUGGUCGGACUGCAGCGCAGUCUAUGACCAAAAGGAGGAGUUGGUAAGGCACAUAGAAAAGCUACAUGUUGAUCAGCGGAAGGCCGAGGACUUCACAUGCUACUGGGCGGACUGCCCACGCAACUACAAGCCCUUCAAUGCCCGAUACAAGCUUCUUAUCCACAUGAGGGUCCACUCAGGGGAGAAACCCAACAAGUGCACGUUUGAUGGCUGCAAGAAGGCUUUCUCUCGGCUAGAAAACUUGAAGAUCCACCUGCGCAGCCAUACAGGCGAGAAGCCAUAUCUGUGUCAGCACCCAGGAUGCCACAAGGCCUUCAGCAACUCAAGUGACAGAGCCAAACACCAGCGCACACACCUGGACACAAAGCCGUAUGCGUGCCAGGUGCCUGGCUGUGCAAAGCGUUACACUGAUCCCAGCUCCUUGAGGAAACACGUGAAAUCCCACUCUACUAGAGAGCGACAGUUACGGAAGAAGAUGAAAUCUAUAGGUGAAGUGACCCAGGACACACUAACAGACUGUUUAACCAUCCACACUCUGCAACCAAGCCUCUCUCCUCUGGCAAGGAUAGACAAAAACUUGAACCAAUCCCCUGGUGCAUCCUAUGACUCAUACUCUGCUGCUCCACAGGGACACGACUCAUCCAGCAAUCCUCACCUGGAGCUGUUGUGCUCCUUACAAGAUAUUUACAGGUUUGUUGAUCCUUCCCCUCACCAGCUCUUCCCUGGGGACCAGUGUGGCCCUUGCUCUUCCACCUGCCUCCCGUACUCUCCCAAUGGGACAACCCUGCAGAACGACCAACAUCUGAAGCGGCCGAGCCAGCCUCCUGAUUUGGCAGAUCACAAUCCGGAGCUCUUGGGACAGAUGAGGGUGCUAUUUUCUCCUCCACAAUAUGGUGGGAUCACUGCAGAGACCAGUUCGAGUCACCUGAUGCAAGUUGAUGCCUUUGGUGACAGCAUCGCUCCAGCAGUCAAUAAUCCCAAUAGGGUGGCAACCGCACAAACGACUCUUCCCUGCAUUGCAGGUGCAUCUGCAGAGUUUAAUAUCCACAGGCAAGCGCCACACGAUGUGGCUCCUAAUCAACAAUUACACGGAGGAGAUUUCUUCACUGCGGCUGACCAUUUCACAAGCCAGGGCUCCUGCAUCUAUACAGACGGAUAAUAUUACUCAAUUGUGGGUUUUGCUCCUUUGCACUAUUUUGUGUCCUUGUUCCAUUUAAGUCGGUCAAUGGGAGGAACACUUUGGAUAGCAUUGCAACCUGGCGGCAGCUUCAUUCAGCGAAAUAAAAGAAUACGGGAUGAUAAAAAAAACAUAAAAAGACGCUGCUCCCUGGUUUAUAUUACACCGAUGUUAUUGACUCUUACAUUCUAAAUAUGUCUUUCUCUCUCUCUGUCUUUGACUAAAUCUCUGGAAAUGCACUGGCCUACUAAACCAUCUGGCGUCUUCCUCCAUAAUCAAUGUAUAGUAAUGACUGAGCCUAUCAGAUUUUAAUGUUUACUUUUUUGUUUACGUUUUUUUACACAGCCUGUGUGUAGCAUGCAGCAAGAAACUUCUGGUGACAUUUUGCUAAAUAUUCAAUGCUGCAAUCAAAGCAAAGUAAGCAAGGGAUCAUUUAUCAAGUUUUUUCUUAGAACCGUGGCUUUGUAACUAUAGUAACAAGACAGCCUUACCAUUUCACUGUAAUGCUCAUAGAUAUAACUUGAAUAUACAGUAGUACUGUGUUAUGAUUGCUCUUGUGCCUACACCAUGAGGCGCAUUUCUGUAGGUGAGCAGGCCAGUGAUUUUGUAUGAGAGUAGUUUAUUUAUGGCAAAAUACUUUCUUUUCACAUUACAAAUAACCCUAUCUGAAAACAGCAUACUGCAGCCAGUUAUUUCUAUAUGGUGUGAAAUUUUACUUAAGGAGACUGCACAGCUUGCUUGAGAUAGGAAAACUGUCAGUGAUAGCUUUUUUGUGAUUUUUUUUUGCAUUGCAAUGCAGUGCAGACCUUUCCAUCGAAUGUAUAGUUGCAGCUGCAUUACCAUGCAACCACAACACAAGUACAAGAUCAACAAUGGAGACUCGAUGUUCACCGUGAACCAAACUCAAAGGACUUGAAAUGAUUGAUAAAUCUUUAUACCGCUCAACAUAUGUUUUAUGUUUUAUAGUAAAUUAGCUUAAUUAUGCUAAAAUGCUGCUAAAAUGCCUUAACUCGUGAUCAGGGAAAAGUUCAUUAAUUCUAAUUCCAUUUAGGCAAAUUAAAUGUUUAGAGCUAACUACACAAAUGACUGUCAAGGCCUAUGUCAAUCUGCAAAGCACUGUGCAGUAAUACAGAAGACAUGUACUUCCCCUUACAUACUGAGAAAGCCAUGCAAUUAUAGUUUCAUAAAUGCCACAACUUAGUAGAAAUGGAAGGUAUGAGACAUUAAGUGGGCAGUGGAAAUCAUAAAGUGUUAUAGUUGACACAUAUGCUAAAGUAGCUUUUUUCACAUAAUAAAAAUAUAUAAUUGUUCAAGUCA
This is a messenger RNA of Scophthalmus maximus (turbot), 4345 nucleotides long. It is a transcript of the gene glis3, whose product is annotated as GLIS family zinc finger 3. The coding region runs from base 377 to 3010 and encodes 877 amino acids. Gene Ontology annotation, molecular function: DNA-binding transcription factor activity, RNA polymerase II-specific; RNA polymerase II cis-regulatory region sequence-specific DNA binding. Gene Ontology annotation, biological process: regulation of transcription by RNA polymerase II. The transcript has 11 exons. The record is from RefSeq and is a predicted model, not a curated record. Lineage: Eukaryota; Metazoa; Chordata; Actinopteri; Pleuronectiformes; Scophthalmidae. Gene Ontology annotation, cellular component: nucleus.